Molecule: messenger RNA, 309 nt
Organism: Neurospora hispaniola
Lineage: Eukaryota; Fungi; Ascomycota; Sordariomycetes; Sordariales; Sordariaceae
Exons: 1
Coding region: 1-309 (102 amino acids)
Source: RefSeq, a predicted model, not a curated record
AUGUCUUCGAGGACACAGGCGUGCACAACUCCACCCGGGCGGGAUCAGAAGCGCAGGCCGGGCCAUAGGGAGUGGGAAGCCUAUGACGAGAAGAACAAGAAAGCGACGAUGACCAACCCUACGACUACGAGUGAGAAAGGGUAUAGGACUAUUGACGACAACGAUUGUCCAAGAGAGAUCAAUACGACGGUGUUUCGCCAUCGAAAGACCAGUGGUGCUGCCUACUCGCAGAUUAUCCAUCUUGCUAGCCCGGCGGCAAGAUCCAAAACCAAGUCUCCUAUGAGCAAGUUACCCAACCAGUUAAUAUGA